AUGACAAUCAAUUCCAGAUACUCAUCUCGUAAAAAAAACAAGAAGGAAACGAUCAGAUAGGCAUCAACUAUAAAUCCAAUCUAAUAAAUGAACAGCAUUGAUUAAUUAACAGGGAGGAGUAGUUCAAAAUUAACAAGCUCUAUGUUAAUUGUUAAAUAGGAAAGAAGAAAUACAGCAUCGCCAACGAAAAUUAUGCGUAUUCUAUCCCUUUGUUAGGAUGAAAACAUGUAAUAAUUGGCUGAUGUUUUGGGAGAAAUCAGUAGAAUAGAAUUAGAAACUGAUCUCAAAUAAAAGAGUUAAACCUUGUUAUUGAGAAAUAUCAGAAUUAAUAAACAACAAUUCAUCAAGUUUUUAGAAAGAACCUAUCCGAUAAUCAUUUGCCAAUAAAUUGCUAAGGCAUUUAAAGUUCCUCAAGUCAUGAGUGUUCAAGAAUAUAAAUAGAUGAUCGAAAAAUUGGAAAAUUUAGAUCUGAAAUCUUAGAUUCGACUAUGCUUUCUCAUUUACGAUUAUAACAAUUAGGGAUACAUUACUACUCAUGAUUUAGUUGAAAUACUUAAAUAUAACAAUAAUUAAGCAGUCGAAAAGGAUUUACUACAUAUGAUCAAAUCAACGAAAACUUAAAUAUCAAACUAAAUCAAUAAUGACAUUUAGUAAAACCAUCCCCUAGUUCUCCCAACAAGUUUACUUAGAGUCAAAUUAGAUAGAAGUGUCAUUAUAAAUUAGAGAAGACAGUCAAUAAUAUCAUAUGAUGGAAGAGGUCGUUGUAUUAGUAGAAUUAGCCAAAAGAACUCUCCUGAUUUAAGUGUAGAACUUGAUUAAGAUAAUAUUUAAUAAACUAAGAAUACAACAGCAAUGAAAAAAGUGUUAUUAAUAACAUAAAUUCAUAAAAUGGAAUCAAAUACUAAUUCUACAAAUAAUUUAAUUCAAGGAUUAAAAAAUUAUAAAGCGGAGGACUAAAAAAAAAAGAAUAAAACUGUUAAGGAUGAAAAUAAAAUUAGUACAGACUUGAGUGGAUUUAUUAAUAUAUGGUUUCCAAAUAAGCCAAAUAUAUUUUAUGAUAUUAUAAGAACUUUAACUGAAAAGAGUUGA
Molecule: messenger RNA, 1089 nt
Organism: Paramecium tetraurelia
Lineage: Eukaryota; Ciliophora; Oligohymenophorea; Peniculida; Parameciidae
Exons: 1
Molecular function (GO): calcium ion binding
Source: RefSeq, a predicted model, not a curated record